GCCUCCCCAGGAGCUGUCUGUCUUGGUUGCAGGCGAUGGAGCCGCGGGGCCCGGGGAAGCCGGUCUCCCAGCGGAGGGCCCGGUCCUGGGACAGAGGGCAGAAGCCCCGGAAGGACCCCGCGUCCCCGGAGGGCCAGUGCCUGGCCCUGCCCGCCACGCCCCCCCGGCCGGCGCCGGCGGGGAGGGCCCGCCCCGGCGGCCGGCACCCCGAGGGCACCGGGUCCGAGGAGGCCCCGGGCGUCGAGGCCCUCACCCCGGAGGCGGAGGCGGCCCGGGAGGCCCUCCUCUGCGAGCAGCGGCCCCCGCGGGACAAGAAGGACAAGGGCCGGGGCCAGCAGGGCUGGCUGAAGACGGUGCUCAGCUUCUUCCAGCGGCCCAGCCCCGAGGAGGCCAAGGCCAAGGCCGCGCCCCGGAAGAAGGCGGACAGGAGGGCCCGCAGGAAGCACAGCCACGGGAAGCACGGCGACGAGGACAGCCCCGGGGCCCCAGGCCCGGAAGCUGGAGGCCGGGAGGCGGCUGCUGCCUGGCACCCGCAGGAGGCCCACCGGGGCCCAGGACCCAGGGGCGGCAAGGACGCUGACCCCCAGCACUCCGUGCCCAUCGGAGGCCGCGACGCGGGGGCCUCGGAGCCUUCUUCCCAGGCCCCGGGCCGCUGGACGGAGGAGGCGCUGCAGAAGCUUGACCACGAAACGAUCAUCCAGAUGAUAGUGCAGCUGCUCCAGGAAGUGGGAGACAAGUGGGAUGACGAGGUCAAGGAGCUUCUCCCGUGCCCCCUGCAACUUCAAGCCGAGGGUCCACAAAACCCAGCCCCCGCCGCCAGGAAGAAAUCCCAGGAGAGGAAGUCCAGCCUCAGGAGGUCCUCUUCUCACAAGAAGCCUGGCCCCGAGGAGCCGCGGAGAGCGGGGGCCGGAGACGCGCCCAGCCCUGAUCCCCGGCCGCCCAAGCGGCCCAGCUUCCUGUACCUGUGCGUCGGCGGGGGCCACCGCGCCUCCAUCUCCAGCAGCGUCGACUCGGAAGAACCUGAAGUCCAAGAGGCGGAGUCUGCGGAGUGUGGGGGUCCGAGUCCCUUCGAGCUUUCCCCCCACGCCCACGCCGGAAGCUGGGAGCCCAGAGAGGAUGACAAAGCCUCGGAGUGCAGAGAAUUUGUCCAGAAGAUCAUCGCCCUCCUCCAAGAGGCAGAGGAGCAGGAGGCAGAGAAGCAGCCCCAGGUCCCGGAGCCAGAGGCGGCCUCAGGAAGCCCGGCCCCGCCCUGCAGGAAGAAGUCCCAGGAGAAGAAGUCGAGCUUCCGAAAAGCCUUUUCCCAUAAGAAGCACAGCUCCAAGGAGCCCAAGAGGGCGGCGGCUGCGGGUGCGGCCAGCCCGGGGCCCCCGCGGCCCAGGCGGCCCACCUACCUGGGCCUGUGCGUCGGGGGCCACCGGCCCCCCGUCUCCAGCGGCGUCGAUCCGGAGGACUCUGAGUCCCGGGAGCCCUCGCCUGCGGAAGGGGGACGAGUUGGAUCCUCAGAAUCGCCCUCCCAGGCCGGAAGCCAGGAGCCAGAAGGGAGACCUCUGCCGGACGGAGCGUGUGAAUCCAAGGAGCUGGUCAUCCAGCAGCUGGUGGCGCUCCUCCCCGGAGUGGACGGCCAUUUGGGGGAGCAGAUCAGGCGACACCCCAGCCUUAAGAAGUUUCUCUACCAGCUCCCCGACUCGUCCCUCCGAAAGCUGGCGGGCACCCUGCACAGACGAAGCGCCGGCUGCCCCGCGCUCCGCAGGGGCCUGGCGGAAAGGCCCUACCAGUUUGCCUUCGACUUGGCCAACAAAUUUGCUGGCAGCAACGGUCACACCACCCUCAGACUGAUGGGCCUGCGCUACCCCCAGCGCCUGCACACCGAGGCCCCGCAGAACUUCCCAAGUCCCAACCCCCUAAGUCCAGACUGAAAGCUGUGCCUUGCACUCAGGCGCCCUUGAACUAGCCAAACAGUGGGUGGCUUUACAGGAGACCCUGAAGAUGCUCCAGGAUUGUCCCGCUCUGCUGCUUCCCAGACAUGACUGCAGACAGAGGACAGCCCCUCCGUGUCCUCACAUCGCCAUGGGCUUCAGACUGAGAACGAGAGGCAGACACACCGCGCGGGGAGAAACAGGAGACGCUGGACUGGGAGCUAGGAGACGCUUCAAACUUGCUGCAAGGCCCCGCAUGUCCCUGACCUCGCAGACCUUGGGUUCCGGGUGGAGGUGGCCCACUGUGUCCCUUCUGGUUCUGGGUUCCGAGACCUGUCUAAAGAGGGGUGGUGAGUGCUUUUACGCUGCGGCUAAACGUAGCCUCUCCACUGAGCUGGAGGCACUCGCCAAGGGAAUGAAUGAAUGAAUGAAUGAACGGACAAAAAGGCAGAGAACUCCUAAGAUCCAGGCAGCUUGUCGGGCAUUCCUGGAGGCCUUGCUCUUCAGCUGGAAUUGUACAACCAGCGGAUCUGUCUCUAUGCCUUGGGGGGUGGGGGGUAUGGGGGAGCCACCUCGACAAGCACCGGACUGGAGUCUGCAUUCUGGGGACAACCCUGGUGCCGACUUGUGCCCCGGAGUGUCUCCUGGUUUUCACUUUCAUUUAAGAGUUACCAAGUCCUUAAUCUUAUUAUUAUUAUUAUUAUUUUUCCCCCCCGACAUGUAUUUUAUUGAUCCACAGAACUAAAAGUAUGGCCACUAUCAUCUAGGACACCCGCUGACAUUUUUUCAGAUGUUAGCUCUAAAUGGGCCUUAAUUUCCAAAGUACAUUUACCCUCUCACCAGAACGUCCGCAUGCAAUUAGACAGAUGUGCCUCUAUGUGCAACACACAGUUCAUUCAGCUGACAGGGCCCACAGGGACUGGCAGACGCCACCCAGGAGCUCUGAGGCCAGAGAGGGAAGCUCUGUGCCCUGGGGAUUGCUGGUCUGACCUGCCAGCCCAUGCCCUGUAAUGCUGUGGGCAGAGCAAGGAGGCCGGCUCCUGGCAGUUCUCUCGUCUCACGGGCGCUCACCGAGGGUGAGAGAGAAGUAAAUACGGAGGAUCUGAGGGUGACACAGUGCCUUGUCCGCUAUGUCAUCUUCAGAUGUCGCUGUGAUAGCCAUGGUGCGGCAGUUUGCAGGAGACAGGCCGGUUCCAGCUGGCUCACCGUGGUCUGCAGGGCACCUGCCUGCCCAGGGGCACCGGGCCCAGAACUGCUAGCCCCCUCCGGGCACUGUGCAUUUGUGGAUCCCGGAGGACAGUUUUCCAGCCCCCCAGGGCCUUGUUUUUGUCCAAAGGUGAAGUGUGGGCCGUCAGGGGCUCUGCCUUCUACACAACUGGGCCGUUUCAACAGCGUGGCCACGUGCCAUCGCCUGCCUGGCUGCCCGCAGGGCUGUGACCAUAGCCUGGUCAGCGCCCGGAGCACCGGCCACGGCCACGGGGAGGGCUGCCAACACCUGGAUGGCACACUCAGUCCUGUCGAUCCUGAGCCCCGGGGGUGGGGCUGGGGUGAGAGGCCCCGGGCAGAGAGGCCGUGGUGUUCAGAUGGGACUGACCCCAAAGCUGAGGCAAAGUUUAGGAACCGCAACUAAUCACACUCUGGAAGUCAUUUCUUGUUACUGCUGCUAAGAAGGGGUGGGGGGCAGGGUGGUGAGCUAUUUAUGGGGUUAUGUUAGGUGGUGCGGAGGAUACAGCACCACACGUGAAGGAUGGGAAUCCGUUUUAAGUGGGGGUCAGGAACCUCCCAUUCGUAGUUUCUUAUCUGUAAGCUGUAUGAGCAUUUGGUAUGAGCUCCCGAUGCUGGCAUCUGACUCAUUUUUGUACUGUGUCAUUUGGACAAAUAAAGAAACAACUU
This is a messenger RNA of Pipistrellus kuhlii (Kuhl's pipistrelle), 3809 nucleotides long. RefSeq names its product BCL2 interacting protein 5 (gene BNIP5). The record is from RefSeq and is a predicted model, not a curated record. Bases 36 to 1916 code for a protein of 626 amino acids. The transcript has 11 exons. NCBI's taxonomy places the organism in Eukaryota, Metazoa, Chordata, Mammalia, Chiroptera, Vespertilionidae.